This is a messenger RNA of Scylla paramamosain (green mud crab), 4836 nucleotides long. RefSeq names its product dynein axonemal assembly factor 1 homolog (gene dtr). Lineage: Eukaryota; Metazoa; Arthropoda; Malacostraca; Decapoda; Portunidae. The coding region runs from base 170 to 3328 and encodes 1052 amino acids. Gene Ontology annotation, molecular function: protein binding. The transcript is spliced from 8 exons. The record is from RefSeq and is a predicted model, not a curated record.
ACUGACAGACCGAGCGUCGCGGUAACCAUGGCGACGAGUUGCUAGGAACGCGUUGCCAGGACAAGACCCACCUCGUGUUUACAUCUUAGACAUGUCUUCCCGGCCCCUCAAGUGUCCAGUUCGUGCGUGUGUGAGAUCCAAGAGGCUCCUGAGGGUGGAAUAAGCAGUGAUGGAGAGGCAGGACGAGGGGCGUGGCGGACCGAGGAUGACGAAGGAGGCGCUGAAGAAACUCUGUAAGCAGCACAACCUGUACUCCGUGCCCGCCCUUAAUGACGUUCUAUACCUGCACUUUCAAGGGUAUACGGAAAUUGAGAACCUGGAGGAGUACACGGGUCUUCGCUGUCUGUGGCUGGAGAACAACGGACUCAGGCGUAUCACAGGCUUGGACCACCUGAGGAACCUUCGCUCCCUCCACCUCCACCACAACCUGCUCACCUCCCUCGCAGGCCUCCAGCACCUGGCCAGCCUCGUCACGCUCAAUGUGUCGUACAAUAUGAUCAGGAAUAUCGAACAUUUAAGUGGUCUGGUGCACCUGGAGACACUGCAGAUCACACACAACCGCCUCUCCUCCGUGACCUGCCUCGCGCCCCUCGCCUCCUGCCCCGCCCUCUCCUCCCUGGACCUCUCCCACAACAACCUGCAGGGACCUGGCCUCGCCCUGGCCCUGGGGGAGGUGCGGAGCCUCAGGUGUCUUCAAGCAACAGGUAACCCGGCCACGCGUGAGGUGCGGCCCUACAGGAACACCUUCAUUCUCACCUGUCCGGAGCUCACGUACCUAGACGACCGCCCUGUGUUCCCCGUGGACCGCGCCGCCGCUGUAGCCUGGCAGAGCGGGGGCGUGGAGGCGGAGAGGAAGACGAGGAAGGAGUGGGCGGAGAGGGAACAUCGGCGGCAGAGGGAGUGUGUGGAUGACUUACUGAAGCUUCGUCAGAGAGUCCUGGCAGAACGAGCAGCCAAGCAGGGGACACCAGAGGGCGCUGCAGCACCUGACGCGCCCUCAGACAUGGGGAUCUACGUGCAGGACGACGGCCAUGAGAAGAUCUACGCCCUUACUCCAGAAGCCAAGGCGUGGGCGAUGAAGAGACUGAAGAAGGCGGAGGAGGAGGAGCUGCAGAAGGAAGGAGAGGUGGAAUCUGCUCAUUCUAACUCAGAGAAAGUUGAUGAGCCAGACGGGAAGACCCAGGAGACGUGUGAUGUGAAAGAGAAGGCCGUGCAGGACGAGGAAAGUAACCAAAGUGAUCAGAGUGACUUGUACAAGGACGAAGGCUUCAAGACACUCCUGGGAUUCCUGAGUGAAGGUUCCGAUGACCUGGAUUAUCUCUGCACUCUGAACAACACGAGAAAUGCAGGGAAAUCCAGCGAUAUUGUGCAGCGUGAGUACUUAGAAGAAGUCAAAGGGAUAUCUCCUGAAGAUCAAAUCGAGGUUCUGUUCGCUGAGGAUCAAGUGGAGGGUCUGUCUCCUAAACAUAAAGUCGAGGUUUCGUGUCCUAUAGAUCAAGUCAAUAGUUUGUCCUCUGAAGAUAAAGUCGAGGUAUUGUCCUCUGAAAAUCACGUCGAGGGUUUGUCCCCUGAAGAUUCAUUAAAUGAUGAAGCUUUCGAGGGGACGCCCAGAUACGAGACAGAGACUGGGGGACCGAAACACUUGGAGGAUUUCCACAUUGCUCAACUUUUUAACACAGAGACUCAGUGUUCGAAUUCUAGUGGUGAAGUUGGCGGCAUUGGUGCGGGUUUUCUUGAGUCAAGGAGUCGGUUUACAGAUGCAGAGUAUGAUGACCUUGGUCCUCACUUGUCCUUGCCUCUUCGGUACCAGGAGGAGGAGGAGGAGGACGCGGAGGACAACGAGGAGGAUGACCAAUUAUUCCUGAGGAGUUGUCAGAACUUCAUCAGUGCACACACGGCGACUAGAGAGACUCCCGGGCUGCUCCUGGACGCUGAGGGAGAGGAGGCUACUUGCUCUUCCCUUCACCACCACCAUGAACAGGCGGAGGAGGAGGAGGAGGAGGAGGAGGAAGCGAACCAAGAUCUCUUCACGAGUUCCCAGAGUAUCAUCAGAAACACAGAGAGCAACGCAGAGCCUCGAGAGCGUGACCGAGGCUCCGCCGGAGCAGAAGAGCACAGACCACCUUCCCCGAACCUGGACUCAGACCAGUACACGCAAGCGUUCCUACGGGAGCUGGUGGCCAGACACCACGCCACCGCCGAGGACCAGUCAGACAUCGAGGAGAUCCUGGACAACCUGGACCUGGAGGCCGAGGAGACAGUGCCGGUACACCCCCGACACCCGCACGCCCACCUUCUCCACCAGCUGGCCAAUGGCAGUGAGCCUGAGAGCGGCGAGGACGAGGAGCCAAUAACCCGAAGACCCCUGAACGGCAUGAGACUCCCGCCGCGCCACGCCGGCGUCCCGGUGUUCGGUGAGCGCUGGGUGGAGGAGGUAAGGAGGAGCAUCCUGGAGGACGCGGACUGGGAGGAGGAGAUCGAGUCCUCCAUCAACACAUCGGAGGAGGAGGGCAGCGUGGACGACCUCAACGUGGAGACGCCGGAGGAGUCGAGCCUGGCUGAGGACGACUCCAGCUGGCAGGACGACGACAGCGUGUUCGAGGAAGAGAGCGUGAGUCCCGCCAGCAGCGCGGGGAGGGUGGCGGCGGCUGAGGGAGCGGCGGGGAACGCGGAAGGGAACAACGCCCUGGACGGCCCGCCAAGAACCCAAACAGAUAGUGCCGACCCCAGGACGCCCCCGCCGCUGCCUGCUGAUGACGAGGACUCCAAUACCACCUCGUGUUCCAGCCUUAGCCUCGCCUCCCUGCAUGACUCCCCGGUGCACGCUGGCCACAUACCGCAGGCCUCCCAAGACCCCCCCUGGGCCAAAGCGGGGGAGGGGAACAAACACCGCAAAUCAUCAGGAAGGGAAGGAAAAACAGGAAUAGAAGAUUCACCUCAUCCUCAGUUCCCGGUGCGUGACGUCAGCACGGCCCGGGGCGGCUUGGGUGAGUCAGCAGCGACGGCACCCGCGGCGGCAGAGUCAGCCCUUUCCUGCGUCAGCAGUGAUGCAAGUGGCGGUGACGCGGCGUCCCUUCAAUUAUUGAAGGAGGAUCACCCGACGCCACAAGAAAUAGAGGACAUUGUGGAGCUCGAGGGACUUGUGCAACGCCCCGGGGCUCGAAGUGGCGCCUCGAAACAGCGAGGAUCGAGCUGCAGCACGCGUGACGCCCUCAGGAGCUCCCACGAGGCAUUCGUCAGGGGACACAACAUCACAGGGCGGAGGGAAGGACCUGGCGUUGGCUGGGGAGCGCCGGGGGACUGGACUGACCACGAGGGGGAGGAAUAGAUUGCAGAGGGAGCCACACGGAGUGACACGAAGCCACAUAUUCUCCUCUGGCGGACUUUUACGGUCUCUAACACCACACUGGCUAACAUUCAUAGCGGCUCGGAGCAAAAUGAGACGGAAUGGGGAUAUGAUACGUGAACUCUGGCUAGAUAGAGCACAUAGUGAAUACUGUAGAUGUAAUGCUUCCUCUCCUGUCUCUUGUACGAUUUUCCCCACUCAUUUGUCGACACACUUGUUUGUUUAUUCAUGUUGUCAUUGUUUUUUUUUUUUCUUGGUGAGCAGAGUCAGUGAGAGGCAGAUGAGUGGACAGACAAAACCUUCCCUUACCUCGCUCCAUUUUCUGUUUGUGGGUAGACUAAAGCUUUAAAAGAAGAGUUAAAGAGAAACUUGCCUCUCUCUCUCUCUCUCUCUCUCUCUCUCUCUCUCUCUCUCUCUCUCUCUCUCUCUCUCUCUCUCUCCUAUUCAAACAACUGAAGGUAAACUCAAGAUAAGAGGAAAAGUUGGAGUCUCAGAUCAAAUACGAGAACUGACUUCAUGUAUUUUAUCAAACGAGUUAGGAUAGACUAAAGAAUUAUCAAAAGAAGUAUUAAAAACCUUAUUGAUAUCCAGAACGCAGGUUUUAUAGUUACGCCUCUUUUGUAACACGUAGAAAGAAGUUGUAAGAUAUUCCAUUUACUCAUUCACAGGUCCCACAAAGCAGCCUCAUUUCAAGAUAGCAACACACGUGAUUUCUAAUAACAGCUCAAACUACAGUUAGUAUUAGUACUCGAGGAAUGCUUGUCUUGAACUCGUAACGAUAAAGAGAUGAUGUACUGAGAGGUAUUGAGUAUUUGAAAUUAUACUGUAGCUAUUCAACAUUCCUGUAUUUAUUGAGGAAAAGAUGAAUAGUUUUAUAGUUACUUGUUUAUGGUUGAUAUUUGAUUAUAAUGUAUGUGAAUUUUUAUUAUUAGAUAUAUUAGUGUUACUGUGUCCUUUGUUGGUGUGUUUCGUUGUCACGGUGACGCCUUGCAACUGAGUCUUGUUAGGUUUGGUCUGUUACGUGAAAGGUGAACUCAAAUACCAGCAUAGUGAGGCCUGUAUUUAGAAACCCUUUGCUGUCUCACCACGACUAUUUUCAAAGGCCACAGAGAUAAUAAGCAAGGAUCUCAAGACUGUUUUCCCUUUCAAUAACGUAGAAAUCUUGUUAAUAUGUCACUUAAAUCAUAAAAAAUUCCUCCCUUAAACACCUGUGUAGCUUCAAUUAGAGCCUUUUGAAGUAGUGGAGGUGCGACGCGAAAAUAUUUCAGAAUACUUGCUGAGUCAGGGCUUCGAACUUUGCUUCGAGCCACUGUUUCGCUUUGGCGUCGCCUGUUCAUCUCGUUACGCACUUCGGUAAGGAAGGUUGUUAUCUUCGUUCGUGUAUCGCAGUAUUUGAUUAAGAUAUAUUUAUUGAGAUCAUAGUUAUGUUUCCAAGUGCGAAGUGGGAUUUAUGGAGGUGGUUUCUGGUAUGAAUAAAAAUGAGUGAGAGA